CAUGAACAAAUGUGCAAUCCAUUUUCCAAACUAUGAAAGGCAGCAACACCCAACAAAGAAAGCAUCUAGUCUGCCGGAAAACCAAACGAAGAAGGUGGAUUUGCGUCGAAGCGGCGCAAUUAGUAGCAGCUUGAACAAUUCUGUUUUGCACGCAUCCAUCCAUCGUAUCAGAGACCCCAAAAGGAUAUGCUAGCGAUUGCUGUUAUUGGAUGGAACCAGCUAUUUUGGUGGAGAAAAGAUGCCAUGGGUAUUGACUGCAUAAUAUUCAGUGUAACCUUAAACUAGAACUAGCUUAACAUUCACAUUAAAGGUAUGCUAAGCACCUGCUGAGGCCUUGUUUGCUUCGAGUCUAGUCAGUAAUCGGCCUGUUUGGAACAUUAUUAACUUACUCUGCAGUGGCUCGACUUGAGCCGCAGGAUUUAGCCUCUAGCUAGCCUUUGGCGAGUCAAUUGUUUACAAUUUGAAAGUUAUCUAUAAAGUUUGUCAUAAAUUUAAAUUGUUGUCCACAAUUUAUUGGUUGUUCUCAUGCAGUAAGCCUCGUAUACUUGUACGGCCAAACAAUUUUAGCCAGCGAACGUUAGUUAUCGUAAACUUGGCAGGUGUGGGUCGGUGGGUGCAGCUAACUAGUUAGCCAUAUCAGUAUUUACCCGCUACUUAUGCCAAAGCUGCUCCAGAAACAUCAACAAUGUCUUUGGUAGCGUAUGCUAACAGUGACGACAGUGACUCAGACGAAACGUCUAACGUUAGUUCCAUCGUCCCGGGUAGCAAACGUGGGGGGCUUUUCGCACGCCUCCCUGCCCCCAAAAGAUCUGCCUCAGAAGCACUAGGAAACGUGCGACCAAGCAAAGGGACAACACACUUCUCUUCACGGAACACUGUGUCAAACGAUGGCGACGAGGACUCAGUUACCCGUUCUCAACCAUCCAAGGGAGGGUUGCUUUUCGACUUACCUAAACCGAAGAAGCGAACAGAGCCUGUCAAAAUCCCUAUACCUGAGAUAAAGAGAGGGGAUUCUGACUCUGAUGAAGAUGAACCAAGGAGAAAGAAAUCCCUGCCCCAGGGUCCUGGCACUGGCCUUUCCUCCCUCCUGCCUCAGCCAAAAAACAUGGUUGUGAAGGAGAUGCAGAGGGCCCUGGUGCCGCACACCCUCACCAAGCGGCCUGACCCAAAGAAACCCACAAAGCCCUCCUUAGGGGCCUCCCAGGGCCACCUCAGCUCCAGUGCAUCCCCCUCCGCCAUCAAAGCAGCAGCUAAAUCGGCUGCCCUGCAGCUAGCGAGGCAAAUAGCUGCUGAGGAAAGUGACGAAGAACUGGCCCCCGAGAACUACUUCUCCCUGGAAGACAGCGCCAAGCCUCUCCCUGCUGUGGUCCCCAGCUUGAACCCAGAGCCUGUCCCCACCUCAGGCCUGCUACCCGCUCCUCCAGGCAUGCAGCGUGGUACAUUCCAGUCAGAUGCCCCUCUGGACUUUGGCGCGAACCAAGAGGGAGCUUGGGGAGGUCAACAGCUAGGGGUGUACCAGCAGCCCUCGGCAGAGCCUCAGGGUUACUACAAUGAGGCUUACUACCAGGAUCCAGAGUCUGACCCAGCAUUGCCUGAGCCAGAGCAACCUAGUUCCUCCGCCCUGUUUGAUGAUGAAGCGUUCAUGAGGCUGCAGGGGAAGAGGAACAGGGGCAAGGAAGAGGUGAAGUUCCUGGAGAUUAAGGGAGAUGACCAGCUGAGCGGCAACCAGCAGUGGAUGACCAAGAGCAUGACGGAAGAGAAGCAAGAGCGCAAAUCCUUCAGCAAGAAAAAGGGAGACCAACCCACAGGGCAACAGCGACGCAAGCACCAGAUCACAUACCUCAUCCACCAGGCAAAGGAGCGAGAGCUAGAGCUGAAGAACAACUGGGCAGACAACAAGCUGACUCGCCGGCAAACACAGGCCAAAUACGGCUUUUAAGAACCGUAACAGAAAGCUUGGUGGCAUGCAUAGCCCCCUCUGGAGAUUUAGAGUAGUACAGUCCAGAAUAUUUUCUCAACAUGGGGCAUACUAUACCCUUGCUGUGGGGGAGGGGUUACACACCUCAUAGACCCAUCCUUGGAGAUGUUAGCACUGACUUUCCUUUUUGUCCCCCCUGUUUGUGGGCCUCCCUGGAUUUGAUACUUAAAACAUUGCUGAUAUAAACAGUAGUUUUGGUGGUCUAUUUUGUAUUUGUUUAUUGGCUGCAUAGAAAAUCAAACUAAUCAGACUGCUGCACACAUGGUUUCCUGGGAAAUUGUAUUUAAAUGCAAUUUUAUGUGGUGGUGGUAUUUCACCAGAUUACACAUUACUGAUAAUUGGUCGUUCCAGUCUGAGAAUAAGAGGAAUGUUUUCCUUGCGGAGUCCAUAUUGUAUGUUUCCAAUGGUGGGACGGUGACCUGCUCUUAAAUUCUGUCAAUCCAACCACAAGCUUCCCCUAGUUUUUUAAAAUGUUAGGAAACACAUUUUAUGCCCUUGGUGGAAUUUCCCUGUGGUGGAGAUGCUUCAACCUGACCUGUUGGGAAUGCAUCUCUUUACUGGUAUUUGGGGGAGAGUUAGUCUUUUUUGAAGGAGCCAGAAACUCCUGUCUGCCAAUAAACACGAUCAUAUACAGUGAUGAGACUUAUUGGAAUUAUAAUGAACUGUGCAAUUUGAAUAAAAUAAUACUGCCUGUUCAGCCUGUGGAGAAUCUUGUAGGAUGUUGCUUUCUCUUCAGAGGGAGCAUGGAUGUGAAAUUGGAUCAGUUUUGUAUUUUACCAGGUUUUUAAAUGGCUCUUUUACCAGACCUCAACAUUUACUGAGGAUUUGGGAAUCCAUGUUUCUGAAGGGUGCUCUCUGCUCAUUCUGCUGGUUUUGUUGUAGCUUUAUAUGGUGAUGGCAGAUACUGUAUGUAUAAGAAAUAUGCUACGGUGCAUUCCUUGCUUACACUUACCCAAUCCUUUCAGAUCUUCAAGGGUGUGAGUGAAUUAAGAGAAAUGGAACUUGGAAGGGCAGUUUACUAAUCCCAUUACACCUGGAUACCCCCCCCAAGAAAAUGCUGAAAACCAGCAGUCAAGGAACUCGGUUCUACCUUUCGUGAUAAACUAGCUCAAGUGUUUUUGUAUAUUGACACUCCUAUUAAGUCAAAGCAGAAAUAAUGUAACCAUGUUCACAACUUGGCAUUGGCAGGGACAAAGACUGGCGCUGCCAAAAGCACCCCAUUGAGGACAAUGGUAUAGCAGACAGACUACUAGAUUUCUAAAGGUGUUACGGCUAACUAUUUUAGGCACUCAGAUCUUACAAAGGUCUGCUUUGCCAAGCUCAUUAGAAGGCAUUUCAAUACUGUUUAUGUAAGAGGCAGGGAAAAUACCUUUUUGUUUUACCCUAUACUGUUACAAUAAAAUGUAUUUCAUUUCCUGA
Messenger RNA from Salmo salar (Atlantic salmon), 3397 nucleotides. It is a transcript of the gene prcc, whose product is annotated as proline rich mitotic checkpoint control factor. NCBI's taxonomy places the organism in Eukaryota, Metazoa, Chordata, Actinopteri, Salmoniformes, Salmonidae. Gene Ontology annotation, cellular component: nucleus. The record is from RefSeq and is a predicted model, not a curated record.